CACAUAAAAAGGCUUUCCAGCUGGCUGGAAUGCAUCAGUGAUCGGUGAGCCGAGUUAGCAGCCAGACGCAUUCCUUCUCCAGUCGUGCAAGUAACCCGAUAAUCAAACCAUCAACAUGAAAGCCGUGAUCUUUGUGCUCGCCGUCGUGGUGGCCAUGACCGGAAAAGCCCAGGCCGUAUGCAAGAACGAUCCUCAGUAUGCGGAAAAAAUUGAUCCUGUUGUAUGCAAUAAGGCAGGAUUCAAGUUGCCCAACUACGAGAACGCGACCUUGUACUACCAGUGCACCGCACAGGUGCAGUCCGGUGCCUCAGUGCUGACCGCCGUCCCGGCCAGCUGUGGCCAAGACUCCUCCUUCAACUAUGCCAUGCAGAGAUGCAUGGCCUGCGACACUUACUUCCCAAGCGCCCAGUGCAGCAGUCUGCCCAUCGACGUGACCUGUGUGCCCAUCGCCACCACUGUGGCCCCCACAACCGUAACCACCAUUGCUCCCACCACCGCGUCCACCACUGUAACUACCGCUGCCCCCACCACUGCGGCACCCGGCGAGUCCACCACUGCGGCACCUGGCGAGUCCACCACCGUCACGGUGCCCGUACCACCAACUGAGUCUCCUAGCAGCACCACGGCCUCCGGCAGUGACGACAUCAUUACCCCCACUGGCACCACCAUCUACGUGCCCCAGCCCCCCUCCCCCAAUGACGACAAUGUGCCCACUCCGGUGACGCCCGCGCCCACAGCUCCUGUCAUCAACGACGGUCCUCCGACCGCACCUUCGGCCGCCAACGAUUAAGUCCUCGAGUUGAUUCUAUCCAAAACCCCAAAUUUGUUGGCUGAAUAAAGUGUUGACACACACACACAUUAUGAAAAGGAAA
Messenger RNA from Drosophila simulans, 872 nucleotides. RefSeq names its product peritrophin-55. The coding region runs from base 116 to 790 and encodes 224 amino acids. Lineage: Eukaryota; Metazoa; Arthropoda; Insecta; Diptera; Drosophilidae. The record is from RefSeq and is a predicted model, not a curated record. The transcript has 2 exons.